This is a messenger RNA of Ustilaginoidea virens, 1575 nucleotides long. RefSeq lists its product as uncharacterized. Gene Ontology annotation, molecular function: protein-folding chaperone binding. The transcript has 2 exons. The record is from RefSeq and is a predicted model, not a curated record. Gene Ontology annotation, cellular component: mitochondrial inner membrane. Bases 1 to 1575 code for a protein of 524 amino acids. Gene Ontology annotation, biological process: protein import into mitochondrial matrix. NCBI's taxonomy places the organism in Eukaryota, Fungi, Ascomycota, Sordariomycetes, Hypocreales, Clavicipitaceae.
AUGAUCCCCUUUGUUCGCAGCGCCGUACCUCCCGAAAAUGCGUUUUUUAGAGCAUCUAACCGCAUUUUCCACUCUCACGGCAGAUCUCCAGCGUAUAGGAGGUUAGCCUCCCAUCCCACCUCGACUUCCCUACUUCCUGUUUCGAGACAGACUUGCGCCGCUGUUUUUAAUACUUCCCUUCUUCGAUUGCAAUCCUUACCUUUCGAAGUGCGACUGACCUCGAACUAUAUUGGACAAAACCGCCAGUUGCACUUGAGCAGAGCUUUGUAUUUUGAAGAAAAGACGAAAACAGAAUUCGCCAAGUCCGAAACAAAACCCGACGAAGAACAUUCCAAAAAAUCAGAAGAAGGUGAAAGUGGCGAGAAGUCUAAUGAAAAGGAACACAGUGAGAAGAAAGAGGAGAUGCCUCCUCCCCCUCCUCACGGCGAUAAGACGCCUUGGCAGGUGUUUAUGGAAACCAUGAACACUGAAUUUCAGGCUUCUAAGGAAUGGAAUGAGUCAACCAAACAGAUUGGUGCCGCAGCACACCAAUUUUCCGAGAGUGAAUCGGUACGCCGUGCCCGAGAGGCCUAUGAGAAGUCGACCGGGGCCAUUUCAUCCACCACUUCAAAGGCAGUCAAAACUACUGCUGGGGCCAUUGGAAAAGGGGCAGCCUGGACUUGGGAAACGCCAGUAAUGAAAGGGGUCCGCAAGGCGGCUAAUGUCACCGGAGAUGCCAUGGACAAGGCCACGAAGCCCAUCCGCGACACUGAAGCGUACCGAAAUGUCAAGAACGUCAUUGAUGAUGGCAGUUCGUCGCGAUAUGGCGGAUGGGUAGAAAAGGAGGAGCGCCGCAGGAAGAGAGCAAUGAUGGAACAGCAAAAUCUUGAUCGCGGUCAAGUACUAGAAGAGGACCCGAAUGCUGGAACAAAUGUCACUCUUCACAAAGAUGCCGCUUGGAAGGAGGCAUGGAGAGGUUUCCGAGACACCAAUAAGUUCGUUCAGGGGCUCUUCACUAUGAAGGGGCGAUAUGAGGAGUCGGAGAAUCCUUUAAUUUCGACAGCUCGCAGUAUCACUGACCGAAUCGGAGGCUUCUUUGCUGAGAACGAAACUGCGAUGGUUAUCAAGAAAUUCCGAUCCAUGGAUCCCAACUUUCAGGUGGAGCCAUUUUUGCAGGAACUACGGGAGUACAUAUUACCAGAAGUUCUCGAUGCCUACGUGAAGGGUGAUGCUGAAACGUUGAAGCUGUGGCUGUCUGCGGCUCAAUUCUCCGUUUAUGAAGCCUUGACGAAGCAAUAUCUCCAGGCUGGUAUGAAGUCCGAUGGUCGUAUUUUGGACAUUCGCAAUGUCGAUAUUCUCCGAGCCAGAAUUCUGGAUCCGGGUGAGGUCCCAGUUUUCAUCAUAACUUGCCGGACUCAAGAGGUUCACGUUUAUCGUAACGCCAAAUCGAAUGAGCUUGCAGCGGGAAUGGAGGACAAGGUGCAACUGGUCACAUAUGCUAUCGGCAUUACUCGAAUGGCAGAAGAUGUUAAUAAUCCCGAAACUCGAGGUUGGCGCCUGAUUGAAAUGCAAAAGAGCGGUAGGGAGUGGCAUUAA